Molecule: messenger RNA, 1730 nt
Organism: Perognathus longimembris pacificus (Pacific pocket mouse)
Lineage: Eukaryota; Metazoa; Chordata; Mammalia; Rodentia; Heteromyidae
Gene: Itpka
Product: inositol-trisphosphate 3-kinase A
Exons: 7
Coding region: 1-1389 (462 amino acids)
Biological process (GO): inositol phosphate biosynthetic process
Cellular component (GO): cytoplasm; nucleus
Molecular function (GO): inositol-1,4,5-trisphosphate 3-kinase activity; inositol tetrakisphosphate kinase activity
Source: RefSeq, a predicted model, not a curated record
AUGACCCUGCCCGGGGGCCCGACGGGCAUGGCGCGGCCGGGGGGCGCGGGGUGCCGCAGCCCGGGGCUGGAGCGGGCCCCGCGCCGGAGCGUCGGCGAGCUGCGGCUGCUCUUCGAGGCGCGCUGUGCCGCGGUCGCGGCCGCCGCCGCCGCCGGGGCGCCCCGGGCCCGCGGGGCCAAGCGGCGCGGGGGGCCGGUCCCCAACGGGCUUCCGCGGGCCCCCCCGGCCCCGGUGAUCCCGCAGCUGACGGUGACCGCCGAGGAGCCGGACCCGGCCCCGGACAGCCCCGGGCCGCCCCCGGCGGAGGCGGAGGGCGAGUGGCUGCCGGCCGCGGGCUCGCACCUGCGGCAGCCGCGCCGCCUCUCCACCUCGUCCGUGUCGUCCACGGGCUCCUCGUCGCUGCUCGAGGACUCGGAGGACGACCUGCUGAGCGACAGCGAGAGCCGGAGCCGCGGCAACGUGCAGCUGGAAGCCGGCGAGGACGCGGCUCAGAAAAGCCACUGGCAGAAGAUCCGGACCAUGGUGAAUCUGCCGGUCAUCAGCCCCUUCAAGAAGCGCUACUCGUGGGUGCAGCUGGCGGGCCAUACCGGGAGCUUCAAGGCGGCGGGGACCAGCGGGCUGAUCCUGAAGCGCAGCUCGGAGCCGGAGCGCUACUGCCUGGCGCGGCUGAUGGCGGACGCGCUGCGGGGCUGCGUCCCUGCCUUCCACGGCGAGGUGGAGCGCGACGGCGAGAGCUACCUGCAGCUGCAGGACCUGCUGGACGGCUUCGACGGGCCCUGCGUGCUGGACUGCAAGAUGGGCGUCAGGACCUACCUGGAGGAGGAGCUGACCAAGGCCCGCGAGCGGCCCAAGCUGCGCAAGGACAUGUACAAGAAGAUGCUGGCGGUGGACCCCGAGGCGCCCACGGCCGAGGAACACGCGCAGCGCGCCGUCACCAAGCCGCGCUACAUGCAGUGGCGGGAAGGCAUCAGCUCCAGCACCACGCUCGGCUUCCGCAUCGAGGGCAUCAAGAAAGCCGACGGCUCUUGCAGCACCGACUUCAAGACUACCCGAAGUCGCGAGCAGGUGACCCGCGUCUUUGAGGAGUUUGUACAAGGGGACACAGAAGUAUUGAGGAGGUAUCUGAACCGCCUGCAGCACAUCCGGGACACCCUGGAGGUCUCGGAGUUCUUCAGGAGGCAUGAGGUGAUUGGCAGCUCGCUCCUCUUCGUGCACGAUCACUGCCAUCGCGCGGGUGUGUGGCUCAUCGACUUUGGCAAGACCACACCCCUCCCUGACGGCCAGAUCCUGGACCACCGCCGACCCUGGGAAGAGGGCAACCGCGAAGAUGGCUAUUUGCUGGGGCUGGACAAUCUCAUUGGCAUCCUGGCCAGCCUGGCUGAGAGAUGAGACUGGGCCCUUGUCCCCACUUGGGCUGGCUGUCGGACGGAUGUGUGGACCCAGGGUUGUGCCCCCUUUGUGCAUGCCGGCAAGAGACUGGAAUCCCGCUGGGCGGGCCGCUUACCCAGUCCUGCAGGCCUAGAUGUCAGUCACUAAGGGGGUUGCACUGCCACAACUGGCAUUUGGCCCCCAAAGAAGCCCCAGGUUCCCCGAGCUGAGCGGCAUUAGGUUUCAGGAGGGGAAGGGAGUCCCGGCUUCUUCCGAGGUAGCUCUCCAUGCACCUCCCCAGAGCAGCCAGAAAUACGCAGCUCACGCGUACGGGCCUGUGGGUCUAACUUCCUACACUACAG